This is a messenger RNA of Dacryopinax primogenitus, 459 nucleotides long. RefSeq names its product progesterone binding protein. The record is from RefSeq and is a predicted model, not a curated record. Lineage: Eukaryota; Fungi; Basidiomycota; Dacrymycetes; Dacrymycetales; Dacrymycetaceae. Bases 13 to 399 code for a protein of 128 amino acids. Gene Ontology annotation, cellular component: endomembrane system; membrane. The transcript is spliced from 4 exons.
ACUACUCAAACGAUGGCAGCACCAAACCCAUCAUUCAUGUCAGCACCCCCCGCAAGCCUUCCUCCUCCUGGGAACAAACAGCUCCGUCUCGCAGACCUCAAGUCAUUCGACGGCACCCAGCCCGGAAAGCCUAUCUAUGUCUCUAUCAAAGGCACCGUAUUCGACGUCACUUCCCGCGCAGAAUCGUACGGCCCCGCAGGGGCGUACCAUAUCUUUGCAGGCAAGGACGCUUCCAAGGGCCUUGGGUCUAGCUCGCUCAAGCCUGAGGAUGCGGUGUACGACUGGAGCGGGCUGAACGAUAAGGACAAGAAGGUCCUCGGGGAUUGGUUUAGCUUCUUCCAGAAGAGGUAUCCUAUUGUUGGCUACGUGGCGGACAUCCCUGCCAACCUGAGGGUUUGAGCAUACGAGACGUGAGACGUGUAAUUGUAUCCCUCAGAAAAGUAAAUUGUUGAAAAUGCC